GUGGGCGUGGCUAUCCGCUUCCCCGCAGCCCCAGGUUACCACGGUCUCUUCGGUCACCACGUUCUCCCCGGUCUCCACGGUCCCCGCGGCCCCGCGACCCUAGGCCAUGGCCCCCGCGGCCGCCAGCCCCCCGGAGGUAGUCCGCGCGGCGCAGAAGGACGACUACUACCGUGGCAGGCUGCGGAGCGCGGCGGGCGGCGCCCUGCACAGCCUCGCGGGUGCGAAGAAGUGGCUGGAGUGGAGGAGAGAGAUUGAGCUGGUGUCGGAUGUCGCCUACUUUGGCCUCACUACACUGGCAGGCUACCAGACCCUCGGGGAGGAGUACGUCAGCCUCGUGCAGGUGGACCCGACCCAGGGCCGAGUGCCCUCGAGGUUGCGCCGCGGGGUCCUGGUGGCGCUGCACACGGUCCUGCCCUACUUGCUGGACCAGGCCCUGCUCCGCCUGGAGCGCGAGCUGCAGGCCGGUGGCGACGGUGCCCGGGGCCCGUCGGGGGCCAGGCGCUGGAUGCGCCGGUGCUCGGCCGCCCUGACGGAGCAGCAGCAGGGGGCGCUCCUGCGGGCUGUGUCGGUGCUCAGGCAGGGCCUCGGCUGCCUCCAGCGCCUCCACGUCGCCUGGUUCUACAUCCGUGGCGCCUUCUACCACCUGGCCAAGAGGUUCACAGGCACCACCUACCUCCGUGUCCGCCACCCGCUCGAAGAGGACCCUCGGGCCCGUGCCAGCUACAGGCUGCUGGGGCUCGUGUCCCUGCUGCACCUGGCACUGACCGCGGGCCUGCAGCUCUACGGCUUCCGGCAGAGGCAGCGCGCCCAGAGGGAGUGGAGGCCGCAGCGUGGCCUGUCCCACCGCAGGAGCUACGCAGAGGAGAGAGCAGUUUCCAGAACCUCGCUCUGCACCUUGUGCCUGGAGGAGCGCAGGUACUCGACGGCCACGCCCUGCGGCCACCUGUUCUGCUGGGGCUGCAUCACCCACUGGGCCGACACCAAGAUGGAGUGUCCCCUCUGCAGGGAGAAGUUCCUCCCCCAGAAGCUGGUCUACCUGCGGCACUACCGCUGACCCGACGGAGGGAGGAGCCCAGGAGUCUUUCCUGACGUCAGGAGGAAGUUUAUUCUCAAGGUUGACAAGUUGACUUUACUUGCACAGAAAUCAUGAAACUCUCAAGUCUUUUAUUCUUUGUCACAUAAGAUACCGUGCCAGCCGCCAGGGAGGACAGGCGCUGGACCUGGACCUGGCCGUGAAAUGGCUUCAGGGCAGGUUGGGCAGGGCCUGCAGGGCUGCCAGCCAGACAGCUCAGCACUUAAAGAGAAUUUUCCUCCCUUCUCCAAACCGGUCAUUUGUAUCCAACACCAGGCACACAGUGGGGGCAGGGCCAGGCGGGCCAGGACUGAGCAGUGUGCCUUCCCAGCAUGGUCAGUCUUCCAGCCCAAACGACCCACAAACCUUAACCCUUGUCACUGGAGCUGGCUUUGGGGGCAAGGGGGCACAGCCCUUCCCGGAAAGGACCGAGAUCGAUCGCCCCCUAACACAUUUGGCAGGUGCCUUGUAAUGAAUGUCAAGUUUGUUUCCCGUUUUAGAAAACGGAGAGCUUCUUCCCUGGUGACGCAGUGAUUAAGAAGCCGCCUGCCAAUGCAGGGCACGUGGGUUCAAGCCCUGGGCCGGGAAGAUCCCACAUGCCGUGGAGCAACUAAGCCCGUGCACCCCAGCUACUGAGCCUGCCCUCUAGAGCCCGUGAGCCACAACUACCGAGCCCACAUGCCACAACUACUGAAGCCCACACGCCUAGAGCCCGUGCUCCACGAGAAGCCACCACGAUAAGAAGCCCGCACACCGCAACGAAGAGUAGCCCCUGCUCGCCGCAACUAGAGAAAGCGUGCGCGCAGCAACAAAGACCCAACGCGGCCAAAGAUAAAAAAUUUUAAAAAGAAAUAAAUAAAAAGAAAAUGGAAGUGUGCGUCCUGGCCUCUCAACACGAGCGGUCACCUCCUGCUUGGAGCGCCUGGCAGGUCCCAGCCAGCCUAACCCACUGAGGCCACCCGUCUCCAAAGCUGGUAGUGGGCCAGCUUGCCUACACCGGCUCACGGCUGUGUCCAACACACUUCCUGCCACCACUUUUAUUUUCAGGUUUUUAGAGCUACCUAAGCUGUGCAGAGACAGGACUUCACCAUAGGCAUCCUUACACCACCAGUUCCACAGAAGUGCUGGUGUGUUAGCGCCGUGAGGUGAACGGAAGCCCACGUGGAAGGGGCCCUCCCAGGGCCCCUGCAGGCUGCUUCUCCCUCCAUGUGACUCUGUGGGCGCCGUGAUGCAGGAACACAGACUCCUCAGCGAGCAGAGGUCAGCCCCAGAGGCAGGCCGUGACCGUGGGCCCUGCUCCAGACAGGCAGGAGCCCCAGGGGAGGCUCCACGGUUCCCAAAACCCCUUACUUACACUCACCAAGUGCCCGCAAUUUCCCGUAUUUCAGGCCUGUGCAUUUAUCAUGAGAAAGUAUGAAAAACCAAAAAAAGUCUAGAGUUUGAACACCUCAGGUACCACAAUGUGGUAAUAAAAGUACCAAUUUGGACAUCAUUUACACGUGAAGUUAAAAUUCAGGAUCAGGUACACAAAAGGUCUUCAUACGGCCUCUUAAAAGCAAGAGGAGCUCGAUUUCAGCUAGGCAAAACCUGGCAAAAGAAAAGCCAGGCGGUAAACACUCGAUGUCUGAAACCCGCAGGCAGAUGGAAACGGCGCUUGCAGCGGGGAGUGGGAACAGACCACCGGUGUCUGGGCCGCGGCCCCAGCAGCACGGCCCGCCCUCCAGGGAGGCCGCGCUCCCCCGCCAGGCCCUCAGCGCCGGAGGCGUAGCGGGUUACGUGAAGACUACGGGAGAGCAGGGACGUCGUCUUUAAUGAGGCUGGAAUUAAAAAGUCACUCGGUGAAAUGUUUAUGAGUACUGGUUUUUAUCACAUCAAAAAAGUUGACAUGCAGGUCAGAGCUGUUUCCCCGCAGAAAGUGGGAAGCCAUGUGUGAAAAGCCACAGAACUGGCUGCUCCUGCCAGGUGUCUCUGAAAAGGGGCUGCUGCAUCAAAACACGUUUAAGUUAAAACAACCCUUCACGUAUCAAAGAAAUGUGUCAAAAUAAUCUCAAACAAUUAAAAUAUAUAUAUUUAUAAUUCCAGGCCCUCAGAAGCAAUCACGGUAGUUAAGAACGAAGUUUUGAGUCAUUAUGAUAGAGGCCAACUCAACGCAUCUCUAGCGAGAUGAAAUUCGGAAACCGGCAUUAGAGCCCGGAGUUGCCGCAGAAUCUCCUCCACGCGCCGGACGGACGGGCGAGCGUCCUCCGGGGCCACGGUGAGCGUCCCGGGAGGCAGCAGCUGGCGGCGUCCUGGCUCCUUCCGCGGACCCGGCCCCCCGCCCCCGC
This is a messenger RNA of Physeter macrocephalus (sperm whale), 3396 nucleotides long. RefSeq names its product peroxisomal biogenesis factor 10 (gene PEX10). The transcript is spliced from 6 exons. The record is from RefSeq and is a predicted model, not a curated record. Lineage: Eukaryota; Metazoa; Chordata; Mammalia; Artiodactyla; Physeteridae. Gene Ontology annotation, molecular function: zinc ion binding. Gene Ontology annotation, biological process: protein import into peroxisome matrix. Bases 107 to 1054 code for a protein of 315 amino acids. Gene Ontology annotation, cellular component: peroxisomal membrane.